Molecule: messenger RNA, 1078 nt
Organism: Pseudocercospora fijiensis CIRAD86
Lineage: Eukaryota; Fungi; Ascomycota; Dothideomycetes; Mycosphaerellales; Mycosphaerellaceae
Exons: 1
Coding region: 1-1014 (337 amino acids)
Biological process (GO): secondary metabolic process
Cellular component (GO): cytoplasm; cytosol
Molecular function (GO): hydrolase activity; carboxy-lyase activity
Source: RefSeq, a predicted model, not a curated record
AUGAAGGGAAAGGUGGCAUUCGAAGAGGCAUUCGCCCUCCCACGGAACGCAGUCACUACAAAGUGGUGGGCAGGGCUGUUCGCGAUUGACCCGGCCAAACACACCAGGGAGAUCAACGACGUCAACAAGCUCCGAAUCGAGAAGAUGGACCAGUUCGGCGUCGGCUACAAGAUCCUGUCCUACACAGCACCCGGCGUUCAGGAUGUAUGGCAACCUGACACAGCCGAUGCUCUGGCGCGGGAAGUCAACGAUUACAUCGCGAGCGAGAUCAAGGGUUACGAAACGAGGUUGGGAGCUUUUGCAACCCUGUCCAUGCACGAUCCGAAAGUCGCAUCGGAAGAGCUCCGACGGUGUGUGAAGGAGUACGGCUUCAAAGGAGCACUUGUCAACGACACACAGCGAAACGAUGAAUCCGGAAGUUCCAUGAUCUUCUACGAUGGUCCGGAAUGGGACGUCUUCUGGUCGACAGUGCAAGAACUCGAUGUGCCAUUCUACCUUCACCCACGAAACCCAACCGGCGUCUUCUACGAGAAACUUUGGGCCCCCCGAAAAUGGCUCGUCGGACCACCCCUCUCAUUCGCACAGGGCGUCUCCCUUCACCUCCUCGGAAUGGUCACGAACGGCGUUUUCGACCGCUUUCCCAAACUUCAAGUCGUCAUCGGCCAUCUCGGCGAACACCUACCCUUCGACUUGUGGCGCAUAAACCACUGGUUUGAAGAUAUCAAAAAACCGCUUGGAUUGGACUGCAAGAAGACGAUUCGGGAGUACUUCGCGGAGAACAUUUACAUCACGACAAGUGGACAUUUCUCUACUCCGACACUCGAGUAUUGUAUUAAGGAGAUUGGGGUUGAUAGGAUUUUGUUUUCGAUUGAUUAUCCUUUUGAGUCGUUUGAGGAUGCUUGUAAUUGGUAUGAUGGUGUGACGCUGGAUGGGGAAGAGAAUGUGAAGAAGAUUGGACGGGAGAAUGCGAAGAAGCUCUUUAAGCUGGGGCAGUUUAAGGAUGAUGAUGCUUAGAUUGAUUGGAUAGAUGUGCUAAUUAGAGCGGCCUCUUCUGAUACAACAUGUUUUUCUGCUUCUA